Messenger RNA from Cinclus cinclus, 1736 nucleotides. It is a transcript of the gene MKKS, whose product is annotated as MKKS centrosomal shuttling protein. The transcript has 4 exons. Gene Ontology annotation, cellular component: cytoplasm; nucleus; kinociliary basal body. The record is from RefSeq and is a predicted model, not a curated record. Gene Ontology annotation, biological process: protein folding; cilium assembly; developmental process. NCBI's taxonomy places the organism in Eukaryota, Metazoa, Chordata, Aves, Passeriformes, Cinclidae. The coding region runs from base 13 to 1731 and encodes 572 amino acids. Gene Ontology annotation, molecular function: ATP binding.
CUUACCUUCAAAAUGUCUCGCCUUGAAGCUAAAAAGCCUCCAUUACUUAUUAGUGAGCCUUUAACUAGAGAUGCAGUGAGUCAGUCACUGUCUGUGCUGGGUGGAAUAUUAAAAUCUUCCUACGGUCCAGCUGGUCGACUCAAACAGCUCCACAAUGGUGUGGGGGGCUGUGUUUGUACCACUUCCCAGUCCUCAGCCCUCCUGGGGCACCUUUCUGUCAGCCAGCCCGUGCUGCGUGUCCUGACAGCCUCUGUAGGGAACCACGUGUCACGUUUCAGUGACUGUGGCUUAUUCACUGCCAUUCUUUGCUGUGACUUCAUUGAAAAUUUCAGGAGCCUGAAUGUUGCACCUUUUACUGUCAUUAAAAUAAGCAAGCAUCUUCUGAGUUUGUGCAUGGACCACCUGAAAUCUGAUGCUUGUAGUUGCCGGGUGUCUGUGGAUUUUAGCAGUGUUGGGACUCUUGUUUGUUUGGUACGUAGCAUUUUAAUAAGCAAGCCUGCUUGCAUGCUUAAUAAAACUGAACUUGAUCAUCUCACCUCACUGGUUUUAAAGGCUUUUAUAUUUACUGUUCCAUGUCAUAUUGAGACUAAGGCUGUUUUAGGGAAGUGUGUGAUAAUACCUGUGAAAGGUAGAAGAGUUAUGGAUUCUGCUGUUCUUCCUGGACUGCUGAUAGAAAUGCCAGAAAUCCAAUUGGGAAAACCACUUGCUGUCAAAAGGACUGGUUCAAACAUGAUCAAGAUUGCGCUUUUCAGUGUGUCCAUGGCAGGUGAUAGCUUUAACCCUGAGGAAGGAAUUAUAGCAGUCCACCACGGAGUUUCUCUGGAAGUGUCAGAGGUGAAUCAGUUGCUUAAUGUGGGGAAGCAACUGGUUAAGGAUGAGGUGGGCCUUGUAGUGUGCCAGAAAGUGAUGCAUCCCUCCUUGAAACAGUACCUGCAGGAGAACGCUGUCAUCGCCGUGGACAGGGCUGGGCUGUCUCUGAUGGAGCCCCUGGGCCGUAUGACAGGUUCACAGCCUAUAGCUUCCAUACAUUCGUUGUCUCCCAGCUGUUACGGCAGUUUAAAAGACUUGUGCGUUGAGAGUUUUGCUCCAAGGCAUUUUCUACAUCUAAUUCCUGAGGACACAGUUAUCUGCAGCCUGAUACUGUGUAACAGAAGUGAAACAGCAUGGGAUGAGUUGAAGCGUGUCUGUGAAACUGCAGAACACGUGUUACAGCUAACAGUGAAGGAACCUUUGGCAUUAUUAGGAGGGGGCUGUACAGAAACUCACCUGGCUUCAUACAUAAGACACAAGAGCUCUAAUUUGCCUGCCAGCACUUUCAAAGACCUAGAUUGUUCUCAGAUACAAUACCAGUUGGUUGCUGAGGCGUUUUGCCAUUCCCUGGAGUCUGUAGCUCGCUCUCUGAGUCACGAUGGUGAAGAAAUUCUUACGGACGUGGUUUAUGGACACUGUUGGUUUGUUCCAUCAUGUUCUCCCUGUGUCUCCAAGUGGUCAGAUUUAGUUUCAAAAUGUGGCUGUGGGAUGAAUGGUAACUCAGAGGAUCUCAGCUGGAGGUUUUUGCAAAGCCAGUCUGGCUCUCCUGUCAUACAGGGCUGCCCUAAGGAGCCCUCAGUAAAGGUUGCUGACCUCCUGACUCUGGAUUGCUUUGCUGCCAAGUGCAGUGGCCUGCAGGUGGCUCUGGAGACAGCCAACCUGAUUUUGGAUCUUUCAUACAUAAUUGAGGAUCAAAAUUAGCUCUC